AUGAGUUCACCCUCUGAAGAGCUUGAAAAAAUUAGAGGCCUAGAGGCUGCGUCAACUCCGCCUGCGCUUAAAGAGUUUGAAGAUGCAGCCGAGCUGGAUUCUCUCGCGUCGAUUGCUCCGGGUGGCACCGCUGGCAAAUCUACCAUUAUGGCAGAAGCACAGACUACGGGCACUGCCGACGAACUGAGUGGGAAGCUUGGCGCUUCCGGAGAGUUCCAUAAGCCCUCCCUUUCAAGCCGCCUCCUAGACAGUUUUGUGGGGCAGCAUUUGCUGUCUCCGCAGAGCGCCUCCACCAGCCACCUUUCGAAGUCGUACGUUCUUCCAGAGGAGCUGAAUUCAGGCUACUGGCCAACUACGCCUGUAGUAAGUGCCCUUGUAAAUGAGCACAGGUCUGACGGGAGAUGCAGCACGGCCCGUCAGGCUAUGACCGCUUCCAAUUACUGUCGGAAUGGUUGCCUUAAUCAUGGCACCGCUGAACAGAAUGCUGCAACCAGCUCUUCGUGGGGAGUAAUUGAAGAGCAGCAACACAGGCUGGAGUCCCUGCAGCAAGCAAUAUGCUAUUGUGAAGAAAGAAGCAGUAUGGGCAGGGCUCUUAGAUCCCGUGAGGCAGCAGUUCGCUCUCGCUUGCUGAAUGAGCAGUUGGAGCAGCAGUCGCAGCUGAGGAAAGCGAGAACAGAGAGAAACAACACGCUCAUAAAUGAAGCAGUAGGAUUUUCUCUUCGAAAAGCCAUCGCACCUCACCGUCCAGCAGCUGACCGUCUUGGUGCCUGUCUUUCUGUCCUACACAAGCAUAUGCAAAGGAGUUUGUCACCAUCUGAAUUUGCCAUCGCCUCUACAACACCAGGCAUAGGGGGAACACGACUGUCUGUCAGCCCAGCUCUGCUGCAGAAGGACUGUGAUGAGUCCCAAGGCAACAGUAAGGGCAUCGCGCCUCUAAACGUCACCUUAAGCACGCAAAGCUCAGCCCAGCAAGGAACGAGCCAAGGACGCGAAGUUAACAUAACAAAGCGUGACUCCAAUGCUCCCACAUCCAUAUUGUACGAAGGGGCAGCAGAUGCUCUCGCCGCAAGAGAGCUUGUACAGACAAGAGCGACCCUUCUGCUUCAGAAGCAGCACGGCACCAGCAACAAUGAUUCCUUGCAGCAGCUGCUUUCUCUCGAGGGAGAGGUGCGCGGGCAGAUGGCACUGCUGGGGGCUGGAGCUCACCGCAAAGUGGCAACUUCAACUGCCUGCGGAGAGCCGGCGAGUGCUGCGGAAGACUGCCAUGCAAACCCGCCCAUACCAGAGGAGACUUCAGGUCUGCACACGCACAAAAGAUUGCCUCAAUCUCCACCACAGCGCUUAAUUGCUGAUUCGCAGCUCCACUGCACAAGCAGCGGUGCGUCACAGAUCCGCUGCACAAGCAGGGGUGCGGAGACCAGUAAAGGGGUGUUACGUCAAACGAAUGCUCCUGUCCCAAGGAGCGAUAAUACGUGUUGCGAAUUGCAGCCUGCUUUUGGGGAGCAGCAGUGGAUCAAUCUUGCUCGUCAAAUCGCCGCUCUACAGGAAGUAGUCCUGCUUAAUCAACGGCAGCACCAGAAGGUGCAGCGCAAAAAGCGCCCUGAUCGACAGCGCGCCUGCUCUAGGGAGUCCAUGAAAAAAGCUGACCUCAUGAGGAUGAACACAACGGAUAGCAGCAGCGUCCCGUCCGACCCACUCGACGGCGUAACGGGAAGGCUGUCGUCCCCUCCGAAGGCAGUCGAGGAGUGCACAAUAUCUGGAGAGAAGAGUAAAAAUGAUACUACUGCUAGCAGAUGCAUACAAAUGAAGGAUAAGGCAGAGCGGGGAAGACGCUCAGCAGCUGAAGAGAGACUCAGGAGGCAUCGACAACGACUACAGGAGGAAAUUGAGCAAAAUGAUGGGAAAGAAGGCGGAGCUAUAAGAAAAGGGGGCGGCAGGAGAGGGCAUAAUGAUGGGCCCUCUGAGACCACCAACUUUACGUCCGUUCCUGAUGUACAGCAUCGUGACUGCGCACGCCCUGGGAAUGCUGCCAACAGCCAAUACAACAAUUGCGACAGCAACAGUAUUUGCGCGGCAGACACCGUCCACAAAGUUCGAAGCUUAUCGGGAACACCGCUGGCAUCAGCUACCCCACAGUCUCGCGAAGGUCUCAACGACGCCAAAGGUGGAGGCUCUUUAACUGCAGUACCCACCAAAACAAGCGAGCUAACCCAUCGGCCUCCACUUGUUGCGAAAGUGCCGCUUUUGGUGCGUCCUGCAGGAACUGAGAGACCGCCAGCUCCUACAGGGCAACUACGGCCUUAUCCGCCCUCAAGUACCCCUCGCCGACUACCGGUUUCCCUUGUUGCCCCAUCUGCUGCCACGUAUGAGACACCCUUGAAGGCACAGCUAUUAAACGAGAAAUCGGAGGUCGCAGGCACAAAGGAAAUGAUUACUGAGACUGACUCCAAAACUACUACACACAUUCAGAGGAACACCACGAAAGAAGGCAAUUCAAAGGCCAGUCACCAUGUUGCAUCUAGUCCCUUACCGCCUCCUGACGAAGUGACCAAUAUUCUGCUAGGCAUAAAAUAA
Messenger RNA from Eimeria mitis, 2574 nucleotides. RefSeq lists its product as uncharacterized. The transcript has 2 exons. Lineage: Eukaryota; Apicomplexa; Conoidasida; Eucoccidiorida; Eimeriidae. Bases 1 to 2574 code for a protein of 857 amino acids. The record is from RefSeq and is a predicted model, not a curated record.